Eupeodes corollae is the source of this 2133-nucleotide messenger RNA. RefSeq names its product protein halfway (gene hfw). Gene Ontology annotation, cellular component: voltage-gated potassium channel complex. Lineage: Eukaryota; Metazoa; Arthropoda; Insecta; Diptera; Syrphidae. Gene Ontology annotation, molecular function: voltage-gated potassium channel activity; transmembrane transporter binding; potassium channel activator activity. Bases 396 to 1961 code for a protein of 521 amino acids. The transcript has 7 exons. The record is from RefSeq and is a predicted model, not a curated record.
UCCGAAUCCAGUUGGAAAAUAUAAACUCACUUGAAAACAGGUGUCGGCCGGUUGCAAGUCGCGAGUAGAUUUCACCCCCGAAAUUUUUAUUAUUAUUAUUUUGCUUCUUUGCAUAAAUAUUUGUUUUAGAAUCUUUUAUCUUUGGAGUGUUCGUAUUUGCGUUUUUCUUUUGUGUUUUUAAACACAAUGAGCAAAAGACCACCUCAGUGACUUCCAAAUAAAAGAAAAGACUACCAAAAUAGAAAUUAAUCAAAAAAUAUAAUUAUUGCUUGUUUGUGGAAUAAAGCUUCUUGCUACUUUAACAAAAAUGCAGGCAAUUACACUAAUCCCAGUUCUUAUCUAGGUUUGUUUUGUUUAUCAAGAGUGCUAAGUGCUAACAACAACAUUGGAAGACAAUGGGUAAUUCAACCAAGUUCCUGAACAUAGGAAUCAUUGUAUGGUUAUGUCUGUGUUGUACCAUCAUCGAACGUGUAUUAUCCGAAGAGGACAUCCAACCGGACCAAUUGCCUGAGCAGCAACAUCCUCAAUCGCCAUCAUCUACCUCAUCGUCAACACCGAAUCCUAUCGAAAAAGCUGAUGACUUCAGAAAAGCCUGCUUCUAUGCUGAACCAGAAUUAUGCCAGCAAUUUGACAAUGACACUUCAAACGAUCCGUGUCCUUGCCGCCUACAUCCUGACUUACCACACUCAUGGGUAUGCUGCAAUGUUGUCGAUUUCUAUAACUUCUCAACAUCGUGCAGCAAAAGCAGCAACAGUUGGGUUAAUCUACACAUUCGUAAUGCAACUAUACGCUGGAUCGAUAUUUCCCACUCUACUUUUCAAAAACUUGAAUCACUAUCCAUUACUGAUGGUAAUAUUCCCAAGAUCACAAAUGCUAUGUCUCGUGCCUCAUACGUUAAGUGCCUUAAUGUUUCGAAUAACAACUUAUCGGAAAUAAAUUCGCGUGCCUUUAUAAGUUUGCAGAACUUUCAAGUACUCGACAUAUCAAGUAACAAUCUAUCGAUGAUUCCAAAGCUUAAUUCUCACCAGAAUCUAACUGUGGAUAUAAGCAACAAUAAACGAUUAUUGUGUAAUUCUUUACUCGAUUCAAUUGUUCGGGGUUCUUUUAAAUUUGUUUUACCUGAUACGACUUAUUGCCUUUGGAAUCAAACAUACAAUUGGUUCAAUUCAACAGAUUAUAUGCCAAUUCGACAGUUGGAGCGCUGGAAGAGAUUGCAUUCGGAGUGUCCAAAGAUACCUGGCUAUGGUAAUUGUACAUGUGAUGCUGAACAAAUGGCUUUUUCGACCAAAAAUGAUGAACCUCAUCUCUUAUUUACCGCAAAAGUGGACUGCUCAAGCUUGGGUUUGAUCGAACUACCACCAAUUUUACCCGAUAACACUAUCUUCUUGAAUGUUUCAAAUAACAAUAUUACAAGUAUUGGUCAUCAUUUUCAUUCUAAUCCAACAUACAGAAAUAUAAAUAAGUUCGACGCCGAUCAAAAUCAAAUAUCAUCUAUGUACGAGUUGGAAGGGACAACAUUCAUGGAAGUUUUUCAAAAGUUUUAUCUCAGGAAGAAUGCAAUUAACAAGAUACCAGAAUACCUCCUUUCAAAUGCUUUGGAUAAUAACCCAAACGGUCGUGCUAUUUAUUUGGGUGGAAAUGAAAUAAAUUGCGAUUGUAACUCAGCAAAAGUUCUUAAACUUUGGCUUUUGGCCCGUCAUGCAAAUAUCCCCGACUACAAUUACAUUCUUUGUCGAAAUAUGAAACAAAGAGUCAUUGAUUUGCAAGAAAUCAAACUCUGCCAAUCCCCACACGAUUGGACCCACUACAUCUUCUAUUUGAUUGCUUUGGAAGUUAUUCUACUCGUUGCUCUAAUCAUGAAAGUCUCAUACGACUACUGGGUAUUCAAAACAGCCGGUUAUUUGCCAUGGCCAGCAAGUAAAAUGCCCAAACUUCCAUGUGAUUGGCUUUGUGAAUCUUAAAUGAAUUUAAAUAUCAUAUUUUGAUAUGUACUCGUAAUGUGAUGUUAACUGAACAAGUGCCUUGAAAACAUAUUAUAUUUUGUAGCCUCGUAAGUAAAACUGUUGGAUUUUAGACUGUGUGUAAAACUUUUAGUGUUAAAUGAAAUUAGAAAUAAAAUUUCUAUAGAUUUUU